AUUGUUCCUGUUCUCUUUCUUAAGUCAUAUGAAAUACUGUCCCUGCUAGUUCUUUAAGUUCCCUGCAAUCUGUACACAAGAGAGAGAGAGAGAGAGAGGGACAGAGACAGAGAGAGCCAGGGACCAGGUAAAGCAGAGGGGCUGCUGCAGCCAUCCAGACCCAGGAGCUGGCAAAUUGCCAAGGAUGCAGAAGGAAAUGAUGAUCAAAGACGAGGAUGCGCAUUUCAACUUGGGUGUGAAGAGGACCCCGUCCUUUCCCCACUGCCUACAGCCAGUGGCCUCUCGCGGGAAGGCACCCCAGAGACUCCCCCUUCCCGAAGCCCUCCGGGGGCCGUUCUCCCAGUUUCGAUACGAACCCCCCGCAGGGAACCUGGACGGGUUCUCCGGGGUCUUCGAAGGAGGCGGGUCCCGCAAGCGCAAGAGCAUGCCCACCAAGAUGCCCUACAGCCAUGCCGCACAGGAAGCCCUGCUCGGCCUCCCCUCGGAGGAGAGCAAAGCCCGCGGGGCCGCGAGCCUCCCCCUGCUCUUCGCGCAGCCCCCGCGCCCCAAGUGUGACUCGCAGAUGAUCGACCUGUGUGACGUGGGCUUCCAGUUCUACCGCGCGCUCGAGCCGCUGGCCGGCAAGCCCGUCAAGCAGGAGCCGGUCAAGCAGGAGCCCCUCAAGCCCAGCGCCGUGUGGCCGCAGCCGGCGCCCCCGCCCUUCCUGCCCGCGCCCUACCCUUACUACCCCAAAGUGCACCCGGGCCUGGUGUUCCCGCUCUUCGUGCCCGCCACCUCGCCCUUCCCCUUCGGCCGGCACCCCUUCCUGCCCAGGCCGCCCGCCGAGGAGCCGCCGCCCCGGAAAGCGGAGCCCGUGGAGAGCGAGGAGGCCAAGCAGAAGGUGGAGCGGGUGGACGUGAACGUGCAGAUCGAUGACAGCUACUACGUGGACGUGGGCGGGGCGCAGAAGCGCUGGCAGUGCCCGACCUGCGAGAAGUCCUACACCUCCAAGUACAACCUGGUCACCCACAUCCUAGGCCACAGCGGCAUCAAGCCGCACGCGUGCAGCCGCUGCGGGAAGCUCUUCAAGCAGCUCAGCCACCUGCACACACACAUGCUGACGCACCAGGGCACGCGGCCCCACAAGUGCCAGGUGUGCCACAAGGCCUUCACCCAGACCAGCCACCUCAAGCGCCACAUGAUGCAGCACAGCGAGGUGAAGCCGCACAACUGCCGCGUGUGCGGCCGGGGCUUCGCCUACCCCAGCGAGCUCAAGGCGCACGAGGCCAAGCACGCGAGCGGGCGGGAGAACAUCUGCGUGGAGUGCGGCCUCGACUUCCCCACGCUGGCCCAGCUGAAGAGGCACCUCACCACGCACCGGGGCCCCAUCCAGUACAACUGCUCCGAGUGCGACAAGACCUUCCAGUACCCCAGCCAGCUGCAGAACCACAUGAUGAAGCACAAGGACAUCCGGCCCUACAUCUGCUCGGAGUGCGGCAUGGAGUUCGUGCAGCCGCACCACCUCAAGCAGCACUCGCUCACCCACAAGGGUGUGAAGGAGCACAAGUGCGGUAUUUGUGGGCGGGAGUUCACUCUGCUGGCCAACAUGAAGAGACACGUGCUGAUCCACACCAACAUUCGUGCCUACCAGUGUCACCUCUGCUACAAGAGCUUCGUGCAGAAACAGACCCUCAAGGCGCACAUGAUCGUCCACUCUGAUGUGAAGCCUUUCAAAUGCAAGCUGUGUGGGAAGGAAUUCAACCGGAUGCACAAUCUGAUGGGCCACAUGCACCUGCACUCGGACAGCAAACCCUUCAAGUGCCUCUACUGCCCCAGCAAGUUCACCCUGAAGGGGAACCUCACGCGCCACAUGAAGGUCAAGCACGGCGUGAUGGAACGGGGCCUUCAUGCUCAAGGUUUGGGAAGGGGCAGAAUGGCCCUGGCGCAGACCACGGGGGUCCUGAGGAGCCGGGAGCAGGAGGAGCCUUUCGACCUCUCGCAGAAGCGCGCAGCAAAGGGGCCGGUGUUCCAGUCGGAUGGGGAGAGCGCCCGGGGCAGCCCCUGCCAUGAGGAGGAGGAAGAGGAGGAGGAGGCAGAGGAGGAGGAGGAGGAAGAGGAGGAGAGCUGUUGCGAAGUGGAGCCCUACAGCCCUGGCCUAGCCCCCCAGAGCGAGCAGCUCUGUGCGCCCCAAGAUCUGUCCACCAAGCCUGAGCAGACCCUCCAGGGGCGGGGGGCAGCAGGCAAAGAGGAGGAGAAGGAGUGGGGAAAGGAGGAGGAUGUGACGGAAGAAGAGCGAGAGGAGAAGAGCAAAGACCCCCUCGGGGAAGGCCGCCGGCAGGGACAGGAGAGCGAGGGGGCCGGCAGGGAGGAGCGCCUCAGCCUUAGGGUUCUUCAGAGCACCCGGCGGGGCCCCUCUUUUUCUGAUUACUUAUACUUCAAGCACAGAGAUGAGAGUUUAAAAGAAAUACUGGAGAGGAAAAUGGAAAAACAAGCAGUGCUUUUGGGUAUCUAAGUGGACAGUUUUAAAAUUACAUUUGGAAGGAGAGAGCUAGGCAGUGCAAAUAUAGCUUUCUGCAUGAACUGCUAUUCGCUGGGGACAGGCAGGGGCGCCAAGCUUUAUAAGUGACUCCGACUAAAUGGGCAGGGUCCUAGGUAAUCGGAUGCUUUUCAGGCGUUCCUUGGGCCUUUCAGACUUAAAAAACACACACACAGGAUUCAGUGUUACUUCAUGCGUCUUCCAUGUAAUACACUGUGCAUUUUCUUCCAGAUGUCUAAUCCUACCUGACCCUGAGGUGCUUUUAGAAAUUCUUUUUUCCUUUCAUAAUAUACAAUACAUGGUAAAUCUCUUUCUAGUUGUAAAAUGAUGGUGCUUGAUAUGUUACCUUAUUAAUAACUAGUUAGCUGAAUUCAUGAAAGUUAUAUUUUUCCAGUUAAAUGAAGAUAUUACUAGUGGUAUAUCUAAAAAUAGCUUUUAUUGCAUAAGCAAAAAUACGGGAAAUGACACAGAAGGGUGAGCUAUUGGAAAGGAUAUUCCAAGUAGCUGCUGCAGAUGUAAACUAAAAUCUAAGAAGGGGAUGGACAGUUUUCACUAAGGGGAAAUCCCAACACUUAGAUUCCUACAUGAACCUCUCUCUUCUGCGUCAGCUCCCUUCACUAGUGGGGCAUUUGGAGCAGAUUUGCAGAUGACUGGACAGUGCCCUGGCUCCUCAGACUGAUGUCCUGUGUCCUAAGCAGAGUUCCCUCCUGUGGCCCAUUGCUGCCUUCCUCUGAGGCCUCAUACCCCAGACAGCAGCUGCACAGAGAGCUGUCGCUGGUGAAGCUGGAGCUCAGAGGUGAGGGGCGGAAUUCUUCCUGAAACAAACUCUGACUUAUUUGGGGUGUUAGAAUAAUCACCAGCCAAUCACUAUGCCAAAAACUUAGGCGAUGUUCUCCGUGCUGGCUACACAUUAGCAUCUUCUGGAAGAGCCUUUCCCAAACUACCAAUGCCCAGGCCUCACCCCAAGAUUCUGACUUAGUGGUCUAGAAGGAGCCCCUGCUCUGGUGGUUUCCAAAUUGCUCCCUGUGUUAUGUGCAACCAGGAUUGAGAAAGAUUCACUGAGCUCAAAAUGUAGCCACCCAUUUUUUUAAUCUCUUGGACCCCUUCUCAGGGACUCCAGAAAUACUUCUGCUCCUGGCUUCAGAGUGACUCUGAGGCCUGAGGCAGAGGACAGGAGACCAGCAGUGAUUGUAUCGACUCACCCUGUACACCUAUUCUGUACGAGCCCCACGAGGGGGCAUACCUCCCCCAUAGACACACACUUUGUGUACUAGAACACAGCACCUGUGAUGUUCAUGCCUACUCCAUAUGCUGCGUGAUGCAUAACUGGCCCUAUGAGGACUCACCCUUCCUGCCCAGCUGCUGGAGCCGUGAUUGGGUUGGGCCCUGCAGAUGGCCUUACUUGGGCACUGGCACUGAAUAAAGCGAUAUGAAUGGGGCUGCGUAUGUGGGACGAUGACAGCUGACAGGACUGUGUUUGCAUUUAUAUAAAUCCUGCCUCUUGGUGAGGGUUUCAGAGCAAGGGACUGCUGAGCACUCUGCUUUUCCUCCUCCCACACUUCCCAGGACAUUUCUUUGGAAGACCUGGCCGUUUCCGUUGGCUGGAGGCUGGCUGUUUCUCUCAACCUCGGAGCAGGUGCCUCCCCGUCCGCCCCUUCUCAUCCCCAUCAUUCACUGGUGUGCUUUGGCAGUCCCUGACUAUUUCUCCUGCCACCGUCCUAAAAUCCUUUCUUUCAGCAUCAGUGCCACCAUGAAGUUCUACAGCUGCUUGGACUUCCUACUGGCACCUGAGGUCAAAGCACCUGCAGAGGGGAUGGUGGAAAGAAUAGUGUGGGUUUCUGCCAUUGUUCAACUCUGGGCCAAGAGCUGUUCCAAGUCCUCAGCGGGCCAGCUUCCACUCAGGGUGACUACAGCUCAUGGGUGCCUUUGACGACAUUGCCCAGGAAGCUGGCAGCGUGGUUUGUGAGGAGGCCACCAGCUCUUAGGGCCCCAUUGUAGGUGUAUUCAUUCAGCAUCUGCAUAUUGAGGACCUACUACGAGCUGUGCCUGGCCACAUAUGCUGCAGACUUUCAGUUGCUUCUGACUGGAACAGGAGCCAGGAAAACAGAGAGCGGGGGAGGACUCUAGCCCUUUCAACCAAAACAAAUCCUACAGGAGUGUUUGAGGGACCAGUUAAUGUUGAGUUGGAGAGAGCGAGGUCCAAAAUGGUGGUUUUUGAGUUGUGUUUUGAGGGGCAGAGGUCCCUGUUAGGCCGCUGCAGAGCUGCUGGGAGGGGCUCACUUCUCUUGCCCACCCCACUCAAAGUGCUCAUUUUGUCUGUUUUGUGUGUUAGCAUUCUCAGUAGAUUUUCAUUUGGAGAGAAAAAAGAGGUCUAGGGAAAGUAAACAAAAUUUUAUUGUGGGGUGUGCUCCAAGGCCUGGAUUUGGUUUUUAACUCAGGGAUAUAAGAGACUUGAUGAGCUCUAACCUGAGGGCUGAGUUAGCACUGACCUUCUGGGAACGAAGGAUAAAACCAUGGUGGUUGGUCUGGGACAACUCUUGUUUAGACCCAUGGUCUCAGGGUAAUUAAUAAUAGUGUGCCCUUCACUCCCCGAAGGAUUCCAGUUUUGAGUACUAAGUUAUGUAAACACCCUGUGUGUGAGGGCAGAGCUAAGUGAAGGGCCACCAGCCUUGCCUGAGAAGCUGAUUAUCCAGAAUGGAAGUCUACAGGAGGACCUAUUGGGGCCAUCACCAGAGAACAGAGGAACAAAGUCAUCCAAGGUUACCCACAUCCAAGGUCAUCAUCUUCAUGUCGCUGUGACACUCUGGAGAAAGGUCAGGACCAAACACUUUCCAGGUUCUGACCACUGUCACUUAGAACCAACCAACACACACACCAAGUGGCACGUUUUUCUUCUACCUUUUAUAUUUAGGCCUACAAUUAGCGCUCUUGUUGCCUUUCAAGUCUUCUUUCAUUCUCUCUUUUUAAAAAUUUGACUUCCCACUGGCCAUGAGACUGAAGCUAACCUUUCGUAAACCCAAAGAGUAACUGGUAUCUUGGUAUAUGAUUAACCGCAUGAGAAAGCCCCGUGUGCAUACUGUAUUUAUUAAGCCUUGGAGGCAUUUCAUAAAAUACUAACAUUGUGUUUUGAAUUAUGAUCAUUGUCUGCUUUGCUGGAACAAAAUGUAAUAGCGUUAACAUUUAAAAUCUUUUGCAUAUUUUGGACAACAUUACACCAAAUGUUGAUUUUUGUACAGAAUCCUGGCUUGCUAUUUAAAAACUAAAACUCCAAGUGUAUAGCAAACCAAGUUGUGAAUAUUACUUUGUGCUUCAAUGAAAAGGCAGUUUGCCUGAAAGUAGCACGUUGUAACCUGUAUUUUGUUAAUUUAAGCAAAUAAAGACAUGUUGAAAAA
Molecule: messenger RNA, 5907 nt
Organism: Chinchilla lanigera (long-tailed chinchilla)
Lineage: Eukaryota; Metazoa; Chordata; Mammalia; Rodentia; Chinchillidae
Gene: Znf366
Product: zinc finger protein 366
Exons: 5
Coding region: 185-2491 (768 amino acids)
Cellular component (GO): nucleus
Source: RefSeq, a predicted model, not a curated record